UCGCCAACCCUUUGCGACUCGUCUUCUCAUUCUCUCUCUUCCCAAUUUCUUGCAAUCUUCGCCCCCCAUCUCUAAAUUCAAUUACGCUGUACGCCUUUGACCUUUGAAUUUUUCUCUCUUAUUUCCCAAAUUAUAAUGUGAAAAAUAUGAUGAUUUGGCAACCAGGAAAUAAAACUCUUUCAUCCUCCUCUCUUCUUUCAAGAAAAAAGCCUUUGCCGUUGAAUAUCCAAUGCAAAUCAUUUAAUACUGUAGCUUAUAUUUGCUUUAUUCUUUGUGUUGUUGUGUCAUCAAUAUUUAUUACUGGGUAAUUUUUCAGUUCAAACAACUUAGACAAUUUAUUAUAACACGGAGAUCUCUUAUAUUUUACUGGUAGUUUUGAUUCUCAGUACAAGUUGUUAGUAUUGUGAAUUUAUUUUUUUAUUUCAAUUUUUGGCGAUUUUGGUUAAGAUCAGUUUCUGGAUAUUGCUUUGAUUUCCGAGUUCUGGUGAUUUUUUUGACUGGGAUUAGCAUCUGGGAAAAGAAAAAUUCACAUGUAUGUUUUGAUUUUUGAUUGCGAGCUGCUGAAGGGUUCUUGGAUCUCUAGAUCAUGUCCCAACAGCGCCCUAUAUUGAUUCCUUCACCACGAACCCCCGGUAAAUAAGAACUACCAUAUACCCCUAUUUCGUUGAAACCAAUUUCCGAGAACCCUAAACCUUUUUCUGGGAUGGAUUUAAAUUUGAAUUCCCAGUUCGAAAGUGGAAAUUCUCCACUUCCGGAUUUUAUCCGAAAUUCCUCAUCCCAGCGAAGUACUUCGUCAAUCCAAUCGAUUUAUUCAAAGGCCUCUGGCGGGCAUGCUGUUAGGGAGGUUGGCUUUGAACUGGGAUCAAAGCCUUCCGUGAGGCACGGGUCAAGGGGAGCUGAUUCCGAAAGGUUUAGCUCCUCCUAUAAAGAGAUUAAUGAUCAGGAUGCAAGGUUGGUUUAUAUAAAUGAUCCUGAGAAAACGAAUGGGAAGUUUGAAUUUGCCAGGAACUCGAUCAGAACUGGGAAAUAUUCUAUCUUGACGUUCUUGCCCCGUAAUUUGUUUGAGCAGUUCCAUAGAGUUGCCUACAUAUACUUUCUUGCAAUCGCCAUCCUCAAUCAGCUUCCCCAGCUGGCUGUUUUCGGUCGUGGAGCUUCAAUUUUGCCGUUAGCAAUCGUGCUAUUUGUUACAGCUGUUAAGGAUGCGUAUGAGGACUUUAGAAGGCAUCGUUCAGACAAGAUUGAGAACAACCGAUUGGCGUGGGUUUUUGUGAAUGAUCAGUUCCAACAGAAGAAAUGGAAAGAUUUACGUGUUGGGGAGAUCAUUAAAGUUUCUGCAAAUGAGAGUCUUCCUAGUGAUAUGGUGCUGCUGUCUACGAGUGACACUACUGGCGUUGCUUAUAUCCAGACGACUAAUUUGGAUGGAGAAUCAAAUCUGAAGACUCGGUAUGCAAAGCAGGAGACCCAAAUGAAAAACCCCGAGAAGGAAAAGAUAAGUGGAUUGAUCAAGUGUGAGAAGCCCAACAGGAACAUUUAUGGUUUCCAGGCAAACAUGGAAAUUGAUGGAAAGCGUGUUUCCCUUGGACCGUCGAACAUUAUCCUUCGUGGUUGUGAGCUUAAGAACACUAACUGGGCACUUGGGAUUGCUGUUUAUGCUGGUCGAGAGACAAAAGCGAUGCUCAACAACUCUGGAGCUCCAUCCAAACGAAGCCGCCUCGAGACAAAGAUGAACCAGGAGAUUAUUUACCUCUCUAUAUUUCUUGUAAUACUGUGUACAAUAGUUUCUGUCUGUCAUGGUGUUUGGUUGAGGCUACACAAGGAUGAUUUGGUUCUAAUGCAAUUUUACAGGAAAAAGGACUAUUCGAAACCUAAAGUUAAGGAUUAUAAUUAUUAUGGUUGGGGUAUGGAGAUAUUCUUCGUAUUCCUCAUGUCAGUUAUUGUGUUCCAGAUCAUGAUUCCCAUAUCAUUGUACAUAUCCAUGGAACUUGUUCGUGUUGGUCAGGCUUACUUUAUGAUCAGAGAUAAUAGGAUGUUGGAUGAGGCCUCCAAUUCAAGAUUUCAAUGUAGGGCUUUGAAUAUAAAUGAAGACUUGGGGCAGAUAAAAUAUGUUUUCUCUGAUAAAACUGGUACACUGACUGAGAACAAGAUGGAAUUUCAUUGUGCAAGCAUAGGAGGUGUAGACUACAGUGGUGGGAAGGCGUUGGCUGAAGAUGAACAGACUGGCUACUUGGCUAGAGUUGACGGGCAGGUUUUCAGGCCAAAGAUGAAGGUAAAGGUGGAUCCGGAGCUUCUCAGUUUAUCAAAACAAAAACACACAGAUGAAGGCAGACAUGUUCACGAUUUUUUCAUAGCAUUGGCAGCUUGCAAUACAAUUGUGCCUCUGACUGUGGAGACAUCUGAUCCUGCUCUGAAGUUGAUAGAUUAUCAGGGAGAGUCUCCAGAUGAACAGGCAUUGGUCUAUGCAGCUGCAGCUUAUGGUUUUAUGCUUACUGAACGAACUUCAGGUCAUAUAGUUAUUGACAUUCAAGGGGAAAAGCAAAGGUACAAUGUCUUGGGUUUGCACGAGUUUGAUAGUGACAGGAAGAGGAUGUCAGUCAUACUAGGAUGCCCUGACAAUACGUUUAAGGUAUUCGUUAAAGGUGCUGAUACAACCAUGUUUAGUGUGAUUGAUCAGUCCUUGAACUCGAAUAUUGUGAAGGCAACUGAAGACCACCUUCACUUCUAUUCCUCAAAGGGUUUGAGAACACUUGUUGUUGGAAUGCGGGACUUGAGUGCAUCUGAAUUUGAACAAUGGCAAUCAUCUUACGAGAAAGCAAGCACUGCCUUGAUGGGGAGGGCAUCUUUACUCCGUAAGGUUGCUUACAACAUAGAAAACUCCCUUUGCAUAUUAGGUGCAUCUGCGAUUGAAGAUAAAUUGCAGCAAGGAGUUCCAGAAGCAAUUGAGUCCUUGAGAAAUGCUGGUAUCAAGGUUUGGGUUUUGACUGGGGACAAGCAAGAAACAGCUAUUUCAAUUGGCCACUCCUCUAAGCUCCUGACAAGUAAGAUGACCCAGAUUGUAGUCAACAACAUCUCUAAGGAGUCAUGCAAGAAGAGCCUAGAAGAUGCUUUGUUAAUGUGUAAGAAGCUUACUAUUGCUUCUGACGAUACGGGAGGAGGUUCUGGAGCUAGAUUGACAGAAAUUGCAUUAAUUAUUGAUGGUACAAGCCUUGUUCACAUUCUUGACACUGAACUUGAAGAACAGCUUUUUGAAGUAGCCAGCAAAUGUACUGUGGUAUUGUGUUGUCGAGUAGCUCCAUUGCAAAAGGCUGGAAUUGUUGCCCUGAUGAAAAACAGAGCUAAUGAGAUGACUCUUGCUAUUGGUGAUGGUGCAAAUGAUGUUUCAAUGAUCCAGAUGGCUGAUGUUGGUAUUGGCAUCAGUGGACAAGAGGGUAGGCAAGCUGUCAUGGCAUCAGAUUUCGCAAUGGGUCAAUUUAGAUUUUUGGUCCCAUUAUUAUUGGUACAUGGACAUUGGAAUUAUCAGCGGAUGAGUUACAUGAUAUUGUACAACUUCUACAGGAAUUCAGUUUUCGUUCUUGUAUUAUUUUGGUACACUCUCUUUACAAGUUUCACAUUGACAACUGCUAUCACCGAUUGGAGCAGUAUGUUAUAUUCAGUAAUCUACACCUCGUUUCCUACUAUUGUUGUCGGGAUCCUUGAUAAGGAUUUAAGUAGAACAACUCUGCUGAGGUAUCCACAACUUUAUGGGACAGGGCAAAGGCAAGAAAGCUACAACGCAAAAUUAUUCUGGGUAACAAUUUUGGACACGUUGUGGCAAAGCAUAGCAGCUUUCUUUGUACCUCUGAUUGCAUAUUGGGGAAGCGAUGUUGAUGGUUCGAGCAUUGGAGAUCUUUGGACAAUUGCAGUGGUAAUUAUGGUUAAUUUACAUUUGGCCAUGGACGUCUUUCGCUGGUAUUGGAUUACUCAUGCGGCCAUCUGGGGAUCAAUUGUUGCUACUUUCAUUUGCGUCAUGGUUAUCGAUGCUCUUCCUUUCCUACCUGGUUACUGGGCAUUCUUUCAUAUUGCUGGGACUGAAUUGUUCUGGGCAUGCUUGCUUGGUAUCACAAUAGCGGCACUAGUUCCUCGAUUUGUUGUAAAAAUCUUAAUUCAGUAUUUCGGACCUGACGACAUUCAGAUAGCAAGAGAGGCAGAGAAAGUCGAAAAUUCAAGGGAGUCUCGAGAUGCUGAGAUUGAGAUGAACCCAAUUUUCCAUCCACCUCGGAGAUAACUAGUUUUAAUUAUCCAUUCUUGUAUUUUUCACUUCAUUUGUAAAAUGUGUCCCAUUCUUUAUCUGUCUACAGAAAUUUUCUUAGACUCGCUAGGUUGUUUUUGUUUACUACCAUGAAAGGAUUGAAAGAUGUAAAGGUUCUACUACAUAAAGUCAGCAAUUGUACAUUAUUUGUUUCUGUGUUGAUGAUAAUAUAUACAACCCUUCACCAA
Olea europaea var. sylvestris is the source of this 4473-nucleotide messenger RNA. RefSeq names its product phospholipid-transporting ATPase 1-like. Gene Ontology annotation, cellular component: plasma membrane. NCBI's taxonomy places the organism in Eukaryota, Viridiplantae, Streptophyta, Magnoliopsida, Lamiales, Oleaceae. Gene Ontology annotation, biological process: phospholipid translocation. The record is from RefSeq and is a predicted model, not a curated record. Bases 704 to 4261 code for a protein of 1185 amino acids. Gene Ontology annotation, molecular function: ATPase-coupled intramembrane lipid carrier activity; magnesium ion binding; ATP hydrolysis activity. The transcript has 7 exons.